AAUAAUCCCUAGGGCAACACUCUGUUUGUAAGCCGAGCUGGGCUCCUCGAUCAAGCAAUGGCAGCGUCAAUGCAGCUCCUAGUGCAGGCAUCCGCGCAUCCAAUUGGCGCAAGAUCGCCACUCUCAUCGGCAUUUCACGGCAGCGUCGUGCAUCAGCAUGAUUUCAGUGCUCGCGCGGGGAAUUUCCGGGCCAAAGGUCGUGUAGUCUGCCAAGUGGAUGAAUCCUCCCAGAGCAAAACCGAUCGAUGGCAAGGCCUGGGGACCGAUACGUCGGAUGAUCAGCAGGAUAUUACGAGAGGAAAGGGGAUGGUGGAUUCGCUGUAUCAAGGCCCUCAAGGAGGAGGAACGCAGACUGCCGUUAUGUCGAGUCUCGAGUACCUCAACACCGCUCAGCGCGUCUACUCUAUGGAUAACACCAUCGAUGGGUUAUACAUCGCUCCAGCGUUCAUGGACAAGCUCGUCAUUCACAUUUCCAAGAAUUUCAUGGCUCUUCCGAAUAUUAAGGUUCCUCUUAUUCUCGGUGUUUGGGGAGGCAAAGGACAAGGAAAAUCAUUUCAGUGCGAAUUGGUGUUUUCCAAACUAGGAAUCAAUCCCAUUGCAAUGAGCGCUGGAGAGCUCGAGAGCGGCAAUGCUGGAGAACCUGCAAAGCUAAUCCGACAGAGAUAUCGGGAAGCAGCUGAUAUUAUCAAGAAGAAAGGCCAAAUGUGCGUCUUGUUUAUCAACGACCUGGAUGCCGGUGCUGGAAGAAUGGGAGGGACUACGCAGUACACCGUCAACAACCAGAUGGUAAAUGCAACACUGAUGAACAUCGCGGACAAUCCAACCAACGUCCAACUGCCUGGAAUUUACACCAAGGAGGAGUUACCCCGAGUUCCGAUCAUUGUGACUGGAAACGAUUUCUCGACUUUGUAUGCACCUUUGAUCCGUGACGGUCGCAUGGAGAAGUUCUACUGGGCGCCUACAAGGGAGGACAGGAUUGGCGUUUGUAAAGGCAUUUUCAGAAGUGACGAGGUACCUGAUGAGGACAUCGUUAAACUUGUGGACACCUUUCCAGGACAAUCUAUAGACUUCUUUGGUGCUCUGAGGGCCCGAGUCUACGAUGACGAGGUUAGAAAGUGGAUUACCCAGGUUGGGGUGGAAAAUAUAGGCCCGAAGCUGGUCAACUCUAAGGAUGGUCCCCCGACUUUUCCAAAGCCUCCCAUGACGAUUGACAAGCUACUCGAAUAUGGAAAUAUGCUUGUUAAAGAGCAGGAGAAUGUGAAGCGAUAUCAUCUGGCUGAUAAGUAUAUGAAGGGGAGUUCCUUGGGUGAUGCAAAUGAGGAUGAAAGGGAGAAGGAUACCUUCUACGGCAAAGCUGCCCAAGCGGUCAAGCUUCCAGUUCCAGAAGGCUGCGCUGAUCCCUUCGCAAGAAACUUCGAUCCUACGGCCAGAAGUGAUGACGGAACUUGUGAAUAUGAUUUUGCUGAGAAAACUCCCGCAACGAGUUCUUUGAAACAAGACAAUUUGUAUGGCAAGGCUGCACAACAGAUUAAUCUUCCAGUGCCGGAGGGAUGUACCGAUUCCAAUGCUAUAAACUUCGAUCCAACGGCAAGAAGCGAUGAUGGAACUUGUGUUUAUGAUUUUUCCAAAGGUCAAAAAGCUGAAAAAAAUAAUUUAUAUGGAAAAGCUGCACAGCAAAUCAAUCUUCCAGUUCCUGAGGGUUGUACCGAUCCCAAUGCUGCUAAUUUCGAUCCGACUGCAAGAAGCGAUGAUGGAACUUGCGAAUAUGACUUUUCUGCUGAAGCUUCUAAACCCAAAAUUUCCGUCGCCGAUAAAUCCAACAUUUACGGAAAGGCCGCACAACAGGUUAACAUUCCAGUGCCUGAAGGGUGCGCAGACCCCAAUGCAGCGAACUAUGACCCAACCGCAAGGAGUGACAAUGGAUCUUGCAUUUAUGAUUUUGACGAGAAGGUUGAAUCGGACGCCACGAAGAAAUCCGAAGUGAAAGCGCUAGAUGAGAAAAAAAGUGGAAUUCCUGAAAAGGUUAUCAAGGUUGUUCUAGCGAUUCUCUCGCUUCCAUUUUCUCGAGGGAAAUCCGCUGGAGCAAAAGAGAAUGAAAACCCUUUCUUAAGUUUCUCAACUGGAAAACGCAGCUUUGUUGCUCAAGCAGUGUAUACACUAGGGGCAUUGCACGGUACUUAUGACAAUUUUGCUUUCGCUGACGAAGAGCCGUGUCCAACUGUGACACGCAAAGUUUUUCUGGACAUCAGCAUCGAUGGAGAACCGGCAGGCCGCGUCGUCGUUGGACUCUACGAAGACGACGUACCAGUGGGCGCCAGACGCUUUGGAGAGAUUGCGGCUGGUCAGAAGGGAGUGAGUUAUAGGAAGCGAGAUUUUUACAAGAUAACAGGGAACUACAUACAGAAUGGAGGCCUCAGGACCUUCAGCCUGAGCGGUAGAGCCAAGGAUACAGCUCAAUUCGCAGGUGGUCUAGACGCUAAAGCUCUAGCCAGCGAGAUGAAAACGCUAGACGAGACGGGGAAACGGCCGAAGAACGUGAAAGGUGCGGUUUCGAUCAUGGCCAUAGAUGCCACAAAGCCUCCAGCAAAGCCGAAACUUAUAGCUCGCGACGGGAAGUUUGAAGUCGUAUACGAAGAGUCACGGCCGGAUCCAAACGGGACUGAGUUUUGCAUUGCCUUUGAGGAUGCUCCGGAGCUUGAUCCAACGAAUUCGGUGGUAGGCCGGGUGGUAGAAGGCCUGGACGUUGUCCGGAAGAUCGCGAGUACCAGGGUGGUCAAAGAUAACACGAGCAAUCUUUACUUCCGUACUGCCAAGCUUAUAGGCGAUACCCGAGCAGUGGUCGCUGAGAGGGGAUUCAAUCGACCAUAUGCAAAGAUUGUCAUUUCGCAGUGUGGCAUUCUUGGUACUUACUCUUGCAAAGUUCUUUCUUUCCUUUCAACCUAGCUCUGAUCCAUGCGUGUUUCUGUCGCCAGACAACUGAUACAAACAGCUUUACGCAAACGCUCAUGUUCUUCCAACAAGAAUGCUCUAUCUAAAUUGAUGGAAUCGAUCCAAGGAUACUGGCAGCGGCAACGCGAUUGAACGCGUCAGUGAAAUGGAUCCCGUCCCAGCUGAUGUAGGAGGACGGGGACUCGCAAACCGGCGUGGCAAUCACCCCGCACUGCUUCACGGCUUCAUGGAGUUUGCCGCCGCCACCGCAGCAAGCACUCAACUUCGAGCUUGGCGCAAAUCCUGCCGCGAGAAAGAUCAACAAAGCUCGAUCAGCACAACGUACCGUGAAGCUCGGGAUUGGCAAUCACAUCCUUGUGAACCGCGAAGAUAUCUCCAAAGAAGACUCGAGCUUGAGCAAACUUCCCCGCGAAACCGAGAGCCAGAGCGCGCAGCCGUGCGUUGUACGACCCCACGACAUCGUCGAAAGCUCGCAAGCAGCCACUGGCAUCGUAAUCUUCCGAACUGGAGGAUCCAAACUCACUCAAGACGACUGGAAGGCAUCCCACGGCAGGAACAGUGACAAUAAGAAACUUUCUCGCGCCAACGUCGUGGUAGAGCCUCUGCUUGUGCCUUAAGAGAAAGACGUGAGAAAGAUCAUCUCAUUGUUACAUGUAAAGAAGAAGAAGAAGAAGAAGAAGAAUUGCUACCUCCAAA
Selaginella moellendorffii is the source of this 3645-nucleotide messenger RNA. Its product is annotated as ribulose bisphosphate carboxylase/oxygenase activase 1, chloroplastic. The coding region runs from base 58 to 2943 and encodes 961 amino acids. NCBI's taxonomy places the organism in Eukaryota, Viridiplantae, Streptophyta, Lycopodiopsida, Selaginellales, Selaginellaceae. The record is from RefSeq and is a predicted model, not a curated record. The transcript is spliced from 14 exons. Gene Ontology annotation, cellular component: chloroplast stroma; thylakoid. Gene Ontology annotation, molecular function: ATP hydrolysis activity; peptidyl-prolyl cis-trans isomerase activity; ATP binding. Gene Ontology annotation, biological process: protein peptidyl-prolyl isomerization.